GUAUUUGAGUCUAAUGAAGAGUCUGGAGACAUCACCCUUAGCAUCUUAAACACAGGUCAUUUUCUCAUCUGUCAAGGACAUACAUUGCUGGAAGGUUUCUCCCUAAAUUCAGCAAAAACAUGUCUAAAGAUUGGAAAGAAAUCUGAUUGUCUUCUCUUUGGGUCUAAAACAAAAGAGGAGUCACGCAUGUUUCGAAUUCAAUUCAAAGGGGAAUACAAGGAGAAAGCCCUGGAAAAUUGUGACAGUUGCUUUCAGAAGCUCCAGUGUUAUUUGGGAGACCAGAAUGAGGCUACCAGAGAAUCAAUCCAAAGUUUUCCGUAUCAGAAGAUUGGAAUAACUCAGGUUGCACAGUCUCUUCUGAAAGGAAACAUGGCCUGUCUGGGUGCUACUCAUCAGAACCUUUCGUUUAGUACAGCAGAUCUUGGUCAGAUUAUCAAGCUGUGUCUGCUGGACCAGCACUUCCCAGCAUUUGUUGAGGCUGUGGAAAAUGAACUACACAAACUCUCAAAGAACUAACCGGAGCAAAAUAUAGCGCACAGGUACAAAACUCUUGUUUUAGUCACUUUAUAUGUUAAAUUUUUUGCCACACACAUUACACUUCAAUUGCACAAUCCAUGGGUUCAUGCAACUAGAACAUUCCCCCACCCCUUUUGCCCAGUAGAAGAUAUUACAGCUCUGAUAUACUGACACAUUUACAUCUAGUUGCAUAGAAUAGAACCAUGCUAUAAAGAACAAUGUAAAAUGUUUAAAUAACCCAAAUUAACACAAACCCCCCUCAAAACAAAAGAAAAAAAUAUAUAUAUUAUAACUUAUAAAAAUUCUGCCUGCUAGAAUGUACAUUUUGGACAUAACAGUGCAAAAGGAUUUAAUAUACAUGAUUGAACCAAUGUUCACUUAUAAAGCAUCCCACCUAUAUAUAU
Molecule: messenger RNA, 920 nt
Organism: Nanorana parkeri
Lineage: Eukaryota; Metazoa; Chordata; Amphibia; Anura; Dicroglossidae
Gene: REC114
Product: REC114 meiotic recombination protein
Exons: 5
Source: RefSeq, a predicted model, not a curated record